AUGUGUAGGGCCUUCCCUACGACGCUAAAGGGUCCUGCGAGAAUUUGGUUCAACCGACUGACGCCUAACUCCAUCAGUACUUUCAAGGAGCUAAGCGCCCUGUUCACUUUAUACUUUAUUGGGGGGCAUAGGUAUAAGAAGUCUACUGCAUGCUUGAUGAGUAUCAAACAGCGAGAGGACGAGAUGCUGAGAUCUUACAUAGCCCGCUUAAACAAGGAAGCGCUCUCGAUUAACGAAGCUGACGACAAGAUACUUGUAGCAGCCUUCACAAAUGGGUUGCGGAAGGGUAAGUUUUUGUUUUCUUUAUACAAGAACGACCCAAAAACCAUGUCGAAUGUGCUUUAUAGGGCCACCAAGUACAUGAAUGCCGAAGAUGUACUAUUGACUCGAGAGGAAAAGCCUAGAAAGAGAGAGAGGCAGGAAGACACGCGGCAGGACAGAGGGCGAAAGAUGGCAAGAACCAGAGAACGACGGGAGGACAGGUGCUCUAAGCCCCCCGCAGGGAGAUUCACGAGCUUCUCCCGCUAA
This is a messenger RNA of Quercus lobata, 528 nucleotides long. RefSeq lists its product as uncharacterized. The transcript has a single exon. NCBI's taxonomy places the organism in Eukaryota, Viridiplantae, Streptophyta, Magnoliopsida, Fagales, Fagaceae. Bases 1 to 528 code for a protein of 175 amino acids. The record is from RefSeq and is a predicted model, not a curated record.